Messenger RNA from Aureobasidium musti, 1231 nucleotides. NCBI's taxonomy places the organism in Eukaryota, Fungi, Ascomycota, Dothideomycetes, Dothideales, Saccotheciaceae. The record is from the annotation of a GenBank genome assembly.
UUUGAUGAAGUUCUACUGCAGCGACAAAUACUCAGAUGUCACUGUCAAAGUAAGCAAUCUGUCCCUGCCCGCACAUCGAAUCAUUCUUGCGCAGCACUCUGUCUACUUCAAAAGAGCCUUCCUUGGGCGCUUCCCAGUCGCAUCCAGCACCGUCAUCGAUCUAGGUGAAGACGACCAUUUUGAUAUGGUCCGUGCAAUGAUCAGGUUCAUGUAUACUGGAAACGUACCCUACACUGUUUUACCUGGCGAGAGUGUCGUAGAGGCAAUGGCCGACUUGUUCGUACUGGCUGACAAGUACGAUGUCGAGGGUCUGCGAGUUUCUGUGUGCAAUCACUUCACCUGCGCAAUUGACUCUGCCUUCUCUGAGGGCAAGAACAUCGUUCAGCACCGUUUCAUCACAUCCAUUGUCCCUAGGAUUUGUGGACUCAAUGCCCUUCAGCUUGCUGACAAAAGAUUGCGGCAAUCCAUCAUGAAACUAUGCAAGGUCCAUUGGUCGACGCUGCUUCUUGACGCUGACUUCUGCGCCUUGUUCGUCACUGGGCAGCUGUUUGACACCGAUAAUGGCUCAGGGUUUCUUCAACACCUUAGCUUGGAGGUCGACGAAAAUGGCCAACAUGUUUCGAACACGAAAAUAUGCUUAGAUACGUGGCGCCCAAUUCCGGACUUUGGUGACGGUCAGAUGGUUGCCGCACACAGAAUCCUUCUCUCCACUCACUCGGCCUAUUUCGAUGACAUGCUUAAGCGAUAUUCAGUUGUGAGUAACACCCGAUUGGCCUUCUUUCUCUCCACACUCAUUGACGACUUGAGACUGACACGAUUGCAGAACGACUGCAUCGACCUUGGUCGGGAGGAUGAUCCUAUUCUGAUCGAAACCAUGCUGCACGAAACUUUCGACCCCGAAUAUGUAGCCAAAGCGCACGACUUGGCAGCUUUCAGCGCAGCCAUGUGUCUUCUGACCAAGAAGUACGAUCUACGGGAUGCCAGCUACCGUCACCGCCACAGAUUCGUGGAGACUAUGAACAAAGAAAAGGAGGAACCGAGCUACCCUCAGGCAAUCGCUCUCGUGUGUGGUCCCGACUCUUCCAAAUUUGCCGAUACGAUGUUGCCUGAGAAAGCUUUCGAGAGCUGUCUCAAGGAUGCGAAGACCUUGAUGCUCAAGGAAGGAACAUUGUUCAGCGCAGAGUAUGCUGGGUGGUUUGCUGCAGAAUUGGCUACUCUCAUCAAGGAAGAC